AUGUCACUAGAUAGUAGGGAACGUAUAGAGGUGACGGAAGCUUUCACCAUCGCCGACUUUCCGAUGCGAGAUAUAGAAUCGAUCACGGAACUAGAAACGCGCUGGCCACACCUGAGAGAUUUACAUUUCGAAGGAGCCGACUCACUCAAAGUCGAGUUGCAUAUAGAAGGUGACGUGCCAGAAGCACACUGGGUGCUGAGCCAGAGACUGGGCAGCAUGGAGGAACCCUACGCCGCUCUCGCCGUUUUCGGGUGGACAUUAUUUGGACCGCCUUAUUCGGCCAACAGUAAACCACUGUCAAUCAACUUCACCAUCACCGCUGGCGACGAUACGAUCGAGCAAAUCCUUCAACGGAUUUACGAAAAUGAGUUCAACGAAUUGAGCGAUCAGAAAGGGGGCCCCUUGGUAGAAGAUAACCAGGCACUAGCUAUAGUCGAAACGGGGACACUGUUAGCCCGACAGGUUAGAGGUGCCAUUACCAUGGAGUACGGGAUAUGGUCGAUUGCCGAACAACGAGAUAGCCCUAAAAUGGUUGCAGUACCUUAA
Molecule: messenger RNA, 546 nt
Organism: Echinostoma caproni
Lineage: Eukaryota; Metazoa; Platyhelminthes; Trematoda; Plagiorchiida; Echinostomatidae
Source: the annotation of a GenBank genome assembly